Molecule: messenger RNA, 3387 nt
Organism: Mercurialis annua (annual mercury)
Lineage: Eukaryota; Viridiplantae; Streptophyta; Magnoliopsida; Malpighiales; Euphorbiaceae
Exons: 4
Coding region: 1-3387 (1128 amino acids)
Source: RefSeq, a predicted model, not a curated record
AUGAAUCAGGACCGCAGUUGGAUGUAUAUUAGACAUAGUAAUGGAUUGCUAGCGGAAGGAUUUUUUGAUAAGGUUGAGGAGUUUGUCGAGUUUGCUUUACGACAUCCUGAAUGUAAGAGUGGGGCAAAAAUAAAAUGCCCGUGCUCUAGGAGAAAAUGCAGAAACACAAAUUACCGAGAUCCAGAAGAUGUCAAGUUACAUGUGUUGCAGUCUGGGUUUGUUGAAGAUUACCAAGUGUGGGUUCAUCACGGUGAGGGCACUGUCUUGAAUCCUCCUCCUUGGGCACUGCCAUCGGGUAAUUACGAUCAGUUUGACUACGGAAAUGACGAGGAUGGUUUUGAUGCAGUUCAGAGAAUGGUGAUCGAUGCAGCUGGUCCUGAAAUGUUUACUGAUGAAGAGCCUCCUAAUCAGGAAGCCCAGAGAUUUUAUGAUAUGAUGCGUUCGGCGGAAGAAGAAAUAUGGCCCGGGAAUAACAGACAUUCCCCUUUGUCCGCAGCAACUAACAUAUUGGACAUUAAAUGUCGCCAUCAGGGUUCAGUUGCUUUAAUUGACGACAUUUGUAGUUUAAUGCAAGAAUUGCUGCCAGAGGAGAACAAGAUGCCAGCAAAUUUUGCUAAAAUUAAAAAGCUGGUGAAAGGUUUGGGGUUGCCGAUGGAGGUUAUUGAAUGCUGUUUUUACAACUGCAUGCUUUUCUGGGGGGAAGAUGAGGCUUUAACGUGUUGUAAAGUGUGUGGCCACGAACGGUGGAAACCAGUUACCAAAAGCAAUUCUUCCAGAAAACGAAAGGCCAACGUGCCAUAUAAGAAGAUGUUUUAUUUUCCAAUUACUCCGAGGCUGCAGAGGUUGUAUGCGUCGAAAGCCACAGCUGGGCAUAUGACAUGGCACGCCGAACAUGAAAUGGAAGACGGGAAAAUGUGUCAUCCGUCUGAUUCUCCAGCCUGGAAACGGUUUAGUGAGUUGCAUACGGAUUUUGCUGACGAACCUCGAAAUGUUAGACUUGGCUUAUGCACUGAUGGGUUUCAACCGUUUGGCAGUUUCGGGUCACCUUAUUCUUCAUGGCCGGUAAUUGUGACGCCUUAUAAUCUGCCGCCAGGCAUGUGCAUGAAGGAUGAGUUCAUGUUUUUAACGAUACUUGUCCCGGGUCCGCGUAAUCCGAAAAACACUAUGGACAUUUUCCUCCAGCCGUUGAUAGCAGAGUUAAACCAAUUGUGGGAAUCUGGGAUCCGGACCUUUGAUAUUCACAAGCGUCAGAACUUUCAGAUGAAAGCGGCCCUUAUGUGGACAAUUAAUGAUUUCCCGGCCUAUUCAAUGCUAUCUGGUUGGAGCACAUCAGGUAGAUUGGCAUGUCCAUAUUGCAUGGAAGAUACGAAUGCAUUCACGCUUACUAAGAGUGGUAAACAAUCGUGGUUUGACUGCCACAGAAAGUUUCUACCUCCGGGGCACCGUUUUCGUCGAAAUGUCACCGAUUUUCGAAAAGGUAAACAAGAAAAAAACCAUUUUCGUAGGGUGAAAACAGGAGAUGAACUGUUGGCAGAGGUGGACCACCUAGGCUUUAGGAGGGCAUAUGAGCCCCAUGCAGAAGUUAUUAAUGCCGACUUGUCGAAGAAGUGUGGUUGGAACAGAAAAAGUAUAUUUUGGGAUUUGCCGUAUUGGAGAACAAAUGUGAUUCGGCAUAAUUUGGAUGUCAUGCAUAUCGAGAAAAAUGUUUUUGACAACGUUUUCAAUACCGUGCUGAAUGUUCCUGGAAAGACAAAGGACCAUGCAAAAUCAAGGGCAGAGUUAAAUGAUUUUUGCGAUCGUCCGGAACUAGCACAAGACCCAACUACUGGUAGAUAUCCGAAGGCACUGUAUGCUCUGGACAAGGAGCAAAAAAAAUUAUUGCUAGAAUGGAUUCAGCAAAUUAAAUUCCCGGAUGGCUACGUGUCAAACUUGUCUCGGUGUGUUGAUUCAACCAAACAGAAAAUGAUGGGCAUGAAAAGCCACGACUGUCAUGUGUUUAUGCAGCGACUCCUACCAAUUGCGCUGCGUGAGAUUCUCCCAAAAGAGAUAUGGGAGCCUAUAGCAGAGUUGAGUAUCUUCUUUAGGGAGUUAACUGCUACAUCACUUAAGGGCGAGGAUCUGAAACGUAUGGAAGAAGAAAUCCCGAAGAUACUUUGCAAGUUGGAACGCAUAUUUCCUCCCAGCUUUUUUGAUUCGAUGGAACAUCUUCCUGUUCAUCUGCCAUACGAAGCUAGAAUGGCUGGACCGGUUCAGUAUCGGUGGAUGUAUCCAUUUGAAAGAUAUUUGCGGAAAUUGAAAAAAAAGGUAUCCAACAAAAGUCGGGUGGAAGGCAGCAUUAGUAGCGGAUACCUAAUGGAGGAAACAGCAAAAUUUGCCUCUUUUUAUUUCACGGAUGGUGAUCCGACGUUACCCUGUCGACUGCAAAGAAAUGAGGUAUUCGAUACCGAUAUGGAUGAUGAUGUCGACCGACUUUCAAUUUUUAGAACAGUUGGGGAACCCAUAGGUGCCUGCCGCAAAAGACAUCUGGACGAGUAUGAAUAUGUCGCCGCCCGGAGUUACGUCCUUUUGAAUUGUGCGGAAAUCGAACCUUACAGAGAUGUUUUCGAAGACGAAUUGCAUGCAAUCAACCCUGCGAUCACGCGGAUCGAAGUUGAAGGAAAGUUAGAAAGGGAAUUUGUGUCCUGGUUUGAAGGACAUGUGAAGGACCCAGCUACAUGUAUGAAUCCCUAUAUUCUAAGUCUUGCGAAAGGCCCACUUAGAUCAGUCAAAACAUAUAAGGGAUAUCGUGUAAACGGGUUCAAAUUCAAUACUCAAGAUUAUGGGGAGGAUCGAGUUACUAUGAAUAGUGGAGUUUGUGUUAAAGGGUCUCUAUUCGGUCCAGCCGUAAGCGACUUUUAUGGAAUGCUGACUGACAUUAUUGAGAUAGAGUAUCCAGCGCUGCCAAUUAAAAGGACCGUCCUAUUUAAAUGCGAUUGGUUCGAUCCAACUCCAAACGUGGGUAUGUCAGUGCAUCGUCGAUACAACAUGGUAGACGUUAAUCACAGAAGGAGGUACAACAAGUACGAACCUUUUAUUCUAGCCGAACAGGCCGGUCAAGUCCAUUACUUACCAUACCCAAGUAAAAGACGAGAUAAAAAGGACUGGUGGGCAGUAUGCAGGAUAAAGGCUAGAUCUGAGCUUGACAUGCCAGAUGAGGUUAUUCUGGCUUUCCAGGACGACGUCGUAGAACAUGCUCUUAAUGUGGAAACAGCUGAUAAUCCGACUAAUUUGGUUGACCCGGACGAGGAAGCAGAUGAGGAGGCGUUGGAAACGGCGCCAACAGCAGAGACAGCCGAUGAUUUUCUACCAUCCUCAUCAGACGAAGCGGAGGACUACGAAGAGUUGUAG